This is a messenger RNA of Phalaenopsis equestris, 2268 nucleotides long. RefSeq names its product protein SHORT-ROOT 1-like. Gene Ontology annotation, biological process: negative regulation of mitotic cell cycle; leaf development; radial pattern formation. The record is from RefSeq and is a predicted model, not a curated record. Lineage: Eukaryota; Viridiplantae; Streptophyta; Magnoliopsida; Asparagales; Orchidaceae. The coding region runs from base 381 to 1979 and encodes 532 amino acids. Gene Ontology annotation, cellular component: nucleus. Gene Ontology annotation, molecular function: sequence-specific DNA binding; DNA-binding transcription factor activity. The transcript has a single exon.
AAUGAAGAAAUAGCUAAAAGCAGAAGUCCAGCUCCAAACUUAACACGAGUAUGGCAAAUUCCCCCACCUUCCCCUUCCCAACUUUAACGAAACACCCACAGCUAAAAUCCAACCCCAAGAUCCCCUCUCUCUCUCUCUCUCUCUCUCAAACUUGCAUCUUUACUUUUUAAAACUCCAAGGCGGGGGGGAGGGGAGGGGGUGCGGCCUAAAGUUAAAAGCACCAGUUCCCCACUCCAACGAUUGUCUCUGAAAUCAACAAACAGAAACAAAUCUCCUGAAAUCACCCAAUUCCUCUCUGCUUCAAUUCCAUGAACAAACAGUUCUCAAGCUUUCUAAAAACAAGCUGGGGUUAAUGUGGCGGCGCCAAACACAUGAGGUAGAUGGAUACUCUAUUCCGCCUGGUUAGCCUUCACCCCUCCGACGAUCAAAACCAGCAUCAACAGUCCUCUUUUAACUCCAGCCGCACUUCCAGUAGCUCCCGCUCUUCUCUCCACCCACCUUACCACCAAUACCUCCCUUCCACCUCCUACUUCGAACUCUCCCAAGAAGAAGAAUGCUGCUUCAUCAAUCCCCAUCAUCCCUCCCCUUAUUUCUACAACAAAAACAGCAACUUUUUCAUGGAUGAGGACUUCUCCUCCUCCUCCUCAUCUUCCAGACAUUUCCAACAACCUGCUCGUCCUCCCCACCAUCUCCCCCCAAUCCCCGACCUCUUCUCCGAUCCCAACCGCCGCUGCUGGGCCUCCGACCUCCUCCUCGACUGCGCGCGUGCCGUCGCCUCCCGCGACAGCUCCCGCGUUCAACAACUCAUGUGGAUGUUAAAUGAACUCGCUUCCCCAUACGGAGACCUUGACCAAAAGCUCGCCUUUUACUUCCUCCAAGCCCUCUUUGCUCGUCUCACCUCCUCCGGCCCCCGCACCCUCCGCACCCUCUCCUCCGCCUCCGACCGCUCCACUUCCUUUGACUCCACCCGACGCAACGCCCUCCGCUUCCAAGAACUCAGCCCAUGGUCUUCCUUCGGUCAUCUCGCCGCCAAUGGAGCCAUUCUCGAAUCCUUCCUCCAUUCCUCACCCCCCACACGCCUCCACAUCCUCGACCUCUCCACCACCUUCUGCACCCAAUGGCCCACCCUACUCGAAGCCCUCGCAACUCGCUCCGCCGCCGAUGAAGACACUCCCCAUCUCUCUAUCACCACCGUCAUCCCCUCCACCUCACAAACCGCUCGCCGCGUCAUGCGAGAAAUCUCCGCCAGAAUGGAGAAGUUCGCACGUCUAAUGGCCGUCCCAUUCCGCUUCUCCGUCGUCCACCAUCCCCAUUCCGACCUCUCUACUCUCGACCUCGACACACUUAUCUCACACGACUCCUCAUCUCCCGCCGCCACUCUCGCCGUCAAUUGCGUCAACUCUCUUCACGGCGUUCCUCCCUCCGCCCGCCGCCGCGACAUCCUGCUGGCUAAAAUAUCCAGCUUGCGCCCGCGAAUCGUGACGGUGGUCGAAGAGGAAGCUGAGCUCGAGUUUGAUGAGGAAGAUGAGGAGAGAUUCCUCAAAGGUUUUAGGGAAGCGUUGAGGUUUUUUUCGGCAUAUUUUGAGACGUUGGAAGAGAGCUUUCCUAAGACGAGCAAUGAACGGCUGGCGCUGGAGAGGGGUGCGGGACGUGCGAUGGUUGAUUUGGUGGCUUGUCCGGCGGAUCAGUCGGCGGAGAGGAGGGAGACAGCGGCGGGGGGGGGGGGGGGGGGGGGGUGGUCGAGGAGGAUGAGGAUGGCUGGGUUCUCACCGUUGGGGUUCAGUGAUGACUUGGCUGACGAUUUGCGAGCGUUGCUGAGGAGGUAUAAGGAGGGGUGGUCGAUGAGGGCUGCGGUAGGGACGGAGGAGGCGGAGGAGUCGACGUCUUCUGGCGGCGGAGGUGGCGGUAGAGGCGGCGCUGGGAUGUUUCUGACGUGGAAGGAGGAGGCGGUGGUGUGGGUUAGCGCGUGGAAGGUUUGAAGCUGAUUGGUGGCGGGAAGGCUUUAGGAACGUGAGUCAACUUGAAAUGGUCGCACUGGGAAAGUUGAAGUUGGGUUGGGGGGAGGGAUGGUCAUGGAAGGACACGUGGAAGCCAGAGAGAAAGAGUUGUUAACAGUAUUUUAAAAAUUUGUAAUCACCAUAUUUGUCAUGACGAAAAAGAGUUUAUUUUAUUUUAUUUUAUUUUAUUUUUCUCUAGAGUUCGGAAAAAAAAUAUUAAGUGUGGAUGCAAUGAUCAUGUGUUUGUAUGCGUGCGCCGACAAUAAACGUC